AUGGAAUGUCUAAAAAAUAGAAAUCCAUCUUCAAAGAAAUUAUUUAUUUCUGAUAUUGGAUACUCAAAGAUAAUUUAAUAUGGAAGAAGAUCUGAAUUUCGUACAGCGCCUUCGAAAUUGUUUUCGUAUUCAUUGGAAUGGCUUCUUUUACCUUCUAUCGCCUUUGGUAUUAUUGCCAUUGUUAUUUAUGCAGCCAUUGAUGGAAAAUCGUGCCUUAUAUAUUCUACUGCUUGCCUUCUUAUGGUAUGCUGUUGAUGUUUUGCCCCAAGGUGUAACAGCGGUAUUGCCCAUCAUAUGGUAUCCAUUAUUUGGCAUAAUGUCUUCGAUGGAAGUAUGCAUGUCCUAUGCCCAAGACAGCCAAAUGGUUUUUAUACUAUCAAAUUAUCUAGCAAUAUCAAUCGUCCACAACAAAUUAGAUCGCUACAUAGCUUUAAGAUUUCUCAAGAAAUUUGGUGUAAAUCCCACAAGGAUCCUUCCAACAUUAAUGAUUCUAACAUUCCUUUUGUCAAUUUUUAUACCGGACGCUUGCGCCUGCUCCCUGAUGAUACCCCUAGCUAAGGCUAUACUUCAAAUUUUAGAUGAAAUAAACGUUUGCAAGCCAAUUGAUAAUUCGAUUCUAUUAAAAGAUGAUGAAACCCCUUAUCCCUCGAAAGUUGCCAAUGCUUUUUACAUUGGCAUUGGAUAUGCGGCAAAUAUUGGGGGCAUGACAACUUUUUGGUCUUCGGAAUCAGGAUAUGAAUUUCAAAAUGUUUAUAAUGAUACCAAUGCCGAAGCAAAUUUAUUUCUAAAAUACAUUAUCACAGCUUUACCUGUGACCAUUUGCUUGCUAAUAUUCACCAUAGUUUACCUAGAAAUCAUAUUUUUGGAUUUGAUGUGGUCAAAAAGUGAACGCAGGAUAACCUAUGAUGACGAAGCAUCUGUUGCAUCGCUAGAUGUUAUUUUAAAUGAUAACAAGCAGGAGAAAUCGGCAUAUGUAGUCGUCACCCUAUGCUUGAUGGUGGCCUUUGUGAUUUUAUUGAUUAUUGUGAAGAUUUUGGAUCAAUUGGGAAAGGAAAACAAGCAUUUAUAUAUAAAAUAUUCGACAUUUUUAAUGUUAAUUUGUCUCAUAGCAUUUGUUUGCCCUGUUGAUUUUUCUUUCUUGAAUUAUUUUAUAUGCCAGAAACCUCCUGUUUACAAAACCUCACCCAGCAUCCUACCUUGGUCCACAAUUCCCAAACAAAUGCCUUGGGGUCAUUUCCUAGUGUAUGGCAGUGGACUAGCCUUUGGAGUUGGCAUUAACAAAGCAAAGGUUUACAAAUAUUUAGCAGAGCAUUUGGUCGAAUCGAAGAGUCUGGUGGAGAAGCAACUUGGAUUUAUGGGAGUUGGCUUACUUUUAAGCACCAUGGGAGCCAACCAUUUGAUAACCAAAUCCAUGAUAUCGCUGGGUAUCAAAGCAUCUUCUUUAAACAACACUGACUCUUCUCUUUUUACCAUACCCAUUACCUUGGCCUGCAGCUUGUCGUUUUUGCUGCCAGUUAGCAGUAUUUCAAAUUGCUUCAGCAGUGGUUGGGGUAAUCUCAGAUCCAGGGAUAUAAUGCUCGCCGGUAUUGGCCCUACUAUUGUUGGCUUCGUUUUGAUAUUCUCUUUCAUGUUCUUGGGAAAUGUGAUGACUAACCUGUUUGAAACAAAGUUGUAAAAUUAAUUAAAACAGAUAUAAAAAUGUAAUGAAUAUUUCGGCAAAAUAUAAAUUUCUUAAAUUUU
Stomoxys calcitrans (stable fly) is the source of this 1740-nucleotide messenger RNA. RefSeq names its product protein I'm not dead yet-like. Gene Ontology annotation, biological process: monoatomic anion transmembrane transport; citrate transport. The coding region runs from base 80 to 1675 and encodes 531 amino acids. Gene Ontology annotation, molecular function: citrate transmembrane transporter activity; succinate transmembrane transporter activity. NCBI's taxonomy places the organism in Eukaryota, Metazoa, Arthropoda, Insecta, Diptera, Muscidae. Gene Ontology annotation, cellular component: membrane. The record is from RefSeq and is a predicted model, not a curated record. The transcript is spliced from 11 exons.